This is a messenger RNA of Anguilla anguilla (European eel), 2208 nucleotides long. RefSeq names its product EMI domain containing 1 (gene emid1). Gene Ontology annotation, molecular function: protein binding. The coding region runs from base 663 to 2153 and encodes 496 amino acids. Lineage: Eukaryota; Metazoa; Chordata; Actinopteri; Anguilliformes; Anguillidae. The record is from RefSeq and is a predicted model, not a curated record. The transcript has 17 exons.
CGCGCCGUAAGAGCCCCCUUGUCCUUGGUGAAAGGGUGAAACGCAGAAUGAGGGGGGCAACAAAAGCGAGACACGACGGACUGUGCUUUUAAGAGACUCGGCAAGACUAUAUAACACGUUUUGGUUUUUUUUUUUUCAUUCAUUGUGUGCUGCUCAACUUGAAAAGGCAGUCACGGGCGGGCAGAGAGAGCGAGAGAGAGAGAGUAAGAGAGAGAGAGAGUGAUUGGGGGACCGGCUACUCACUUAUACGAAUAUAUCCCGCUUCAUUCAGUCAGAACACUGCCCUCUGUUUGGGCACGCGAGGUGACUCGGAGAAAAGUCAGGAAAGGAAUUAUUGUUGAAGUUCACUUCGCGGCACCGUAGGGCUGUUCUGUCUCACUUUGUUUUUUUGUUUUGUAGAAUUUGUUUCACGUUUUUAUACACAUUUACACCGCGCGCUAUUUUAAGUGACUGUUAUUCUAAUGUGUCCGCGCGUUUAUUAAUUUAAUAGUUGUUGAUUAACGGGAUGCUCAUCCCUGCAGUGAGCUCCAGGUCGGGACUUUGAUGAGCGCUCUCCUAGCUUCUGCACUUAAUCAAAUACAACCCAUCUGUUUUUUUCCACUGGAGUACGCUUUUUUUGCGAAAUCUUUUUGGGCAGCUGGUCUGCCAUUGACGCCGCGGAAAUGGAAGCGUGUCGGGGGGACGGCGUGACCGCGCUCUGCCGAAAAAGUUUCCGCUGGAUUGUGCUGGUUCUGUGGCUUACCUCCGGGGCUAGCGGGACCUGGGGAACCGGACUCUAUAAGUACCAAACCGGAACGCAACUACACAAAGAGCCAUCCGGAGGGUCAGGAGCUCUCUAUCAAAGAAGGAACUGGUGUCCUCACUCGGUGACGAAGACGGUGACGUGCCAGGUGCAGAACGGGACGGUGCUGCAGCGGGUUUACCAAAACUGCCGCUGGCCCCAGGGCUGCUCUGGAGGCAGCUACCGCACGGUGGUCCGGCCGUCGUAUAAGGUGGCGUACCGGACCGUCACCGCCCUGGAGUGGAAGUGUUGCCCCGGUUACCGCGGGCCCCACUGCGACGAAGACACGAGCGGCCAUCUUGUGGCCCAGGAGGCAGUGAGGAAGCAGGCCACCCUGCGUCGCCCGGCAACCCGCCCGGCGGAACAGCUCUCCGCCUGUCUGAACUGCAGCCGGAUGGCCGAGCUGACAAACAGGCUGAGCUCACUCGAGGUGAAGGUCCAGCUCCUCGCCGCUCCUGCCUCCACGUCUCAUCGCCACCUGCAGGGCGACGGUGGAACUGCGGGCCGGUUGUUGGGAGCGGUGCCCGCCAAGGGUGCGCCCGGAGCCCAGGGCCCUAUGGGUCCUCAGGGUGAAAGGGGGAGGGACGGCAGCCCCGGGCCUGAAGGAAAGUCGGGGUCCAGGGGCCUCCCGGGACCCAGCGGCCCCAGGGGGGACCCCGGCUCGAGAGGCCCCUCGGGGGCCCCCGGACCAAGAGGGACCCCCGGCCCGGCAGGCCCCCUGGGUCCACGCGGGCUUCCCGGGGAGAGAGGACGACCAGGCCCCCCCGGCCCCCCCGGGCCCCCGGGACCCCCGGCCCCCGCCGGCGCCCGUAUCCCAGACCUGGGAGCGUCUCCGGACCGAGGCCAGACCGGAGACCCCUUCCUCUCCAACACCUUCCUCGACUCGCAGGGUGUCCCAGUGCAAGGGCCAGCGGGCCCCCCCGGACCCCCUGGGCCACCGGGUCCUGUGGGGCCAUCGGGACCUGCCGGUCCGCCGGGACUGAACGGCAAGCCAGGGGUCCCUGGCGUUCGGGGUCCCGCGGGCCCCAAGGGGGAGCGAGGGGAGAGGGGUCCUCUGGGGUAUCCGGGGGAACGCGGGUUCCAAGGCGAGUCGGGUGCACCGGGACCGAAGGGCGAGCCGGGGGAGAAAGGACUGCCGAAAAUAUUGGACGGGGACGGGAUACACCAGAUACGAGAGGCGCUGAAGAUCUUAGCCGAGAGGGUUUUAAUCCUCGAGACUAUGAUCGGUAUCCAUGAGACGGAGCCCGACGGCUCGGGGGACGGGCUGUACGGCACCACGCCGCCCGGGUACUACCGGGACAAGCGGGCGGGCGUGCCCCCACCCCGGGCGACCCUCCCGCUCAGCCGCGACGCCAAGGAGCUGGGCAAGUAGCCCAAAAUCCAACCAGAGCUCCGAGAGAAACGUCCUAAGUGGGGGUGGGGUGGGG